Messenger RNA from Centropristis striata (black sea bass), 1341 nucleotides. RefSeq names its product zona pellucida sperm-binding protein 4-like. The record is from RefSeq and is a predicted model, not a curated record. The transcript is spliced from 8 exons. Gene Ontology annotation, molecular function: acrosin binding; structural constituent of egg coat. Gene Ontology annotation, biological process: binding of sperm to zona pellucida; prevention of polyspermy. Bases 26 to 1279 code for a protein of 417 amino acids. Gene Ontology annotation, cellular component: egg coat. NCBI's taxonomy places the organism in Eukaryota, Metazoa, Chordata, Actinopteri, Perciformes, Serranidae.
CCAGUGGAUAGUUAUUAAUACCAUAAUGGAGCUUUUGAAGUGUCUGUUUGGUGUUGUGGUGGUUGUUUUGGUUGGUGAUGUUACUGCCCAGCCUCACUGGAGGAUGCCUCUGCAGAAACAACCUUCUCUUCCUCCUCAGCGGCCGCAGCAGCAAUCAAAAGUCACUCCAGCAGAAGCUCCUUUUGACAAAUGCCAGGUGGAGCAACGCAACAAGAUCCAGUGUGGGACUGAAGAUAUCACUGCUGAGCAGUGUGAAAACAUUAACUGCUGUUUUGAUGGGCGGCAGUGCUACUAUGGGGAAGCGGUGACUGUGCAGUGUACCAGGGAUGGCCAGUUUGUGGUGGUUGUGGCUCGAGCUGCCACUUUGCCCCACAUAGAUGUGGAGUCAGUCAGCCUGCUGGAAACAAAUGACCCCUCCUGUUCCCCUGUGGGCGUCACCUCUGCUUUUGUCAUAUUUCAGUUCCCAGCAACUGCAUGUGGUACUAUACUCAAGCAGGAGGAAGAGGAUUACGUAGUGUAUGAGAACCACAUGUCGUCCUCAUAUGAAGUGGGGAUUGGACCCAGAGGAUCAAUCACCAGGGACAGCCACUUUGAGCUAUUGUUUCAGUGUAGGUAUUCUGGCACAUCUGUGCAGGCUCUGGUCAUGGAGGUGAAUGCUGUUCCUCCACCUGUGCCAGUUGCUGCUGCAGGACCCCUCAGUGUGGAGCUCAGACUGGGCAACGGGCAAUGUCACUCAAAGGGAUGUGUGGAGGAAGAGGCAGCGUAUAGCUCCUUCUACACUGCAGCAGACUACCCAAUCACUAAAGUGUUGAGGGAAGCACUCUAUGUUGAGGUGAGAAUCCUGGAAAGGUCUGAUCCAAACCUUGUCCUGAACCUGGAGCACUGCUGGUCCACAUCCACCCCCAAUCCCAGCAGCCUGCCACAGUGGGAUCUUCUAAUUGACGGGUGUCCCUUCCAUGACGACCAAUAUUUAACCACAGUGGUGCCUGUGGGUGGCUCCUCUGGGCUUCAUUACCCAACGCACCACAAGCGCUUCAUCGUUAAAAUGUUCACAUUUGUGGAUCCGAACACCUUUUCUACUCAGAAAGACACGGUGUUCAUCCAUUGUGCUACGGCAGUGUGUUAUCCCAGCAGCACAAACUCCUGUGAACAGCCAUGCCACCGGCAACGAAGAGCUGCAGUGAGGAAAGUUUCAACUCAGAGGGCUCUGGUCUCAAGCGGAGAGGUGAUCCUGACUGAGCAGAGAACCUCUCCUUCUGACACCCAAUCAAAGAGUUGACUGAAGAGUUCCACUGGCAGCUAGAUCUGGCCUUGACUUUUAAUAAAAGCUUGUUAAAAGCU